CAGCGCGGCCCGCCCAGGUGCUCCGCAGACGGGAAGCGCUUAUGUGUUUCGCAGCCUCCCCCAGCAGCUGUGCAGUGGGACCUCUGAACGCAGGACCACCGAACGACGAAAAGGGACAAAAAUGUAAAGAAUGAAGCAGCUUUGCACCGCUUGUUGAAAGGACGUGUGCUUUGGAAGCCUUAAAAGAAAAGAGAAAAGAAGAAAAGAAACGAUGCGUAAAGUUGCAGCUGCGCACCACGGACGUUCAGUAAUCUGUGCGUAAAAGUGAGAGAGGCUGAGGAGAGAAGUAAAACUUCGGCGGGGGAUUUGUAUUUUUUUUUCUUCCAGCGAAAUGGAUACGAAAGGCUGAGAAGGAAGGAGGGAAUUAUUAUCAUUGUGAUUUCCUCCAAUGUGGAGCUUUAAAGCUGCUAAAAGUGACUCGCUCUGUGAAUCCGUCCGGCAUGCACACUUGAGGUAGAAAGUAGGACAUCGCCGCUCUGCAACUCUUUUUUCUUGCCAUGCAUCUGUUAUGAUCGACCUCAGCUCCGAGGCUCUCUGAUGUCACAGCUCCGGCUGAGUCUGGAGUCACCUUUUACCGCGUACACCCAGCAGUCUACCUCUCACCAGCACCGUCGGCAUGGACGAAAGCGUUAAGAACUUCGCCGGGAACAGCUGCGCGGACGCGGAGAGCGUCGGCCUCAGCGUGCUCAACUGGGAGCAAGUGCAGCGGCUGGACGCGAUCCUCACGGGCUCAAUACCCAUCCACGGCCGGUGGAGCUUCCCCACUCUGGAGGUGAAGCCGCGGGACAUCGUCAAUGUGGUCCGGAGCCGCAUGGAGGAGAAGCGGAUACACGUCCGGGAGGUGCGCCUGAACGGAUCCGCGGCCAGCUACGUCUUGCAUGAGGAUAGCGGUCUGGGAUGGAAAGAUCUGGACUUAAUAUUCUGCGCGGACCUGAAGGGAGAGUUGGAGUUUCAGUUAGUAAAAGAGUUGGUCCUGGACUCUCUUCUGGACUUCCUGCCUGAAGGGGUAAAUAAAGAGAAGAUCACACCUCUGACCUUAAAGGAAGCUUAUGUUCAGAAGAUGGUGAAGGUUUGCAAUGACUCGGACCGCUGGAGUCUUAUCUCGCUCUCCAACAACCACGGCAAAAACGUGGAGCUGAAGUUUGUGGACUCUCUCCGCCGGCAGUUUGAGUUCAGUGUGGACUCCUUCCAGAUCCGCCUGGACUCCCUCCUUCUCUUCUACGAGUGCUCCGAACACCCCAUGGCCGCCACCUUCCACCCGACGAUCAUCGGCGAGAGCGUCUACGGAGAUUUCCCCACCGCACUGGAUCACCUGCGGAAGCGGCUCAUCUGCACCCGGAGCCCCGAGGAGAUCCGGGGUGGCGGUCUCCUCAAGUACUGCCACCUGCUGGUGCGAGGUUUCCGCGCGGCGUCCGACGCGGAGAUGAAACUGCUGCAGCGGUACAUGUGCUCCCGCUUCUUCAUAGAUUUCCCCGACGUAGGUGAGCAGCGGAGGAAGCUGGAGUCCUACUUGCAGAACCACUUUGUGGACCUGGAGGAGAGGAAGUAUGACUAUUUGGCCACGCUGUAUGACGUGGUCAGGGAGAGCACGGUGUGCUUGAUGGGACACGAGAGGCGUCAGACGCUUAGCCUCAUCUCGUCGCUGGCUCUUCGAGUCCUGGCUGAGCAGAACGCCAUUCUCAACGCUGCCAAUGUAACCUGCUUCUACCAGCCGGCUCCUUAUGUGUCAGAUGGAAACUUUAGCAACUACUAUGUAGCGCAGGUUCAGCCGAUCUACUCUUGUCCACUUUCACCGUCCCAGCAGUACUUUACUCCUUUGCAACAUUCCUGGUAUGGCACCUGGAUGCCCUGUAACUAAACUUUCUGGAUGCCCAUGUAGUUUUGUGGAACUCGUGUCUGCAUAAUAAUAAUGCAUCUUUAUCUUCUUGUCUUUAGUAUGAGAAAAAGAUGUUCUCUGGGUCACAGUGCACAGAGAGAGAGAGGCUUAAAACUGAUUGGUCUGUGGGUUUGGUAGAUCAAAUGUUUGCCGAGCCACGAAGCCCUUCAAGAUACGAUAACUUUGUUAAUUUUCCACAGCUUACAGGAAGUUACAUCUGAGCAUUAAAAACCCAGAAUAUUCACCUUAUUGAAACAAAAGGCAGCAGAGCAGUGCCUGGUGAAAAUAUGCAUUCAUUCACAUGGUUUCUUCUCCUCUGUGCAUGUGUUAGCGCGUGUGCAUGCGAGUGGGUCUGUUUGUAUGUGUAAGAGUCUUUAUGCAGGCAAUGCAAAAAAAGAGGAACUGGGUGCUGUUUACAAAUCCAAAGAUCUGCUUUAAUGCUCAAGUUUUCUAAAAUUCAAGCAGUAAAAAAAAAAAUGAAACAACAAAACAAUGCAUGUUUUAUUUCUGUGCAGGAAUAAUUUUAAAGUGCCUAUACCAAGCCAAAACAGAGAAAUGAAGACAUUUUAGGAUUCAUCGUUAUAGAAAAGUAUCUCCUGAAUGUAUUCAUGAAAUUAAAAAAAAAAAAAUUCUCAA
Poeciliopsis prolifica (blackstripe livebearer) is the source of this 2512-nucleotide messenger RNA. RefSeq names its product terminal nucleotidyltransferase 5Ab (gene tent5ab). The transcript has 2 exons. The record is from RefSeq and is a predicted model, not a curated record. The coding region runs from base 617 to 1858 and encodes 413 amino acids. NCBI's taxonomy places the organism in Eukaryota, Metazoa, Chordata, Actinopteri, Cyprinodontiformes, Poeciliidae. Gene Ontology annotation, biological process: mRNA stabilization. Gene Ontology annotation, molecular function: RNA binding; poly(A) RNA polymerase activity.